Molecule: messenger RNA, 1722 nt
Organism: Moesziomyces antarcticus
Lineage: Eukaryota; Fungi; Basidiomycota; Ustilaginomycetes; Ustilaginales; Ustilaginaceae
Product: choline transporter
Exons: 1
Coding region: 1-1722 (573 amino acids)
Biological process (GO): transmembrane transport
Cellular component (GO): membrane
Molecular function (GO): transmembrane transporter activity
Source: RefSeq, a predicted model, not a curated record
AUGUCGAGCUCCAAACCCGCUCCUGCCGGUCCCGCUGGGGCUGAAGCUGGGGCUGCGGCGAAUCUGGCCAACGAGAAGCGCGCGCAGCAGCAGACGCAGACGCUGCACGACUACCGUGCGCACCCGGAAGCGCGCGCAUCCUCCAAGCACCUUGGCUCCACCGCCGAGUCGCCGGCGGCCUCGGCCACGGGCGCCAUUACGGUGAUCGACAAGACGCACUUUUCGACGCUCGCUCUCAUCGGCCUGUGCUACUGCAUCCUGAACAGCUGGACGGCCGCCUCGGCCUCCAUGUCGAUCGCGCUCAUCAGCGGCGGGCCCUCGGUGGCACUGUGGGGUAUGCUCGUUGCCUUUGUCGGCGUCAUGGCAACCGCACUAUCCAUGGCCGAGAUCUGCCACGUCUACCCGACGACGGGAGGUCAGUAUCACUGGAGCUUCUGCCUCGCCCCCGCACGAUACCGAUACGUCAUCGCCUACUUUACCGGAUGGACGGCUGUGGCUGGAUGGGUGGCUUUGACCGCCACCGCAUCGAGUCUCGCGGGUCAGUUUAUCGUCGGGAUCAUUGCGCUGCUGCAUCCGAACUACGAGAGCCAGCCGUGGCACAUCUUCCUAGUGUAUGUGGCAUUCAGCCUGGGCGCGUGGGUGAUCAAUGCGUUCGGCGUGCGCAUCCUCGACUCGCUCAACCGCGCAGCCAUGAUUUGGAGCCUCGUCGGCGCCGUGGUGAUCAUGAUCACCUGCCUUGCCCGCGCCACCCCAGACUACCAGGACGCCAAAUUCGUCUUUGGCAAGUACGUCAACCAGACCGGAUGGAACAACGGCGUGGCGUGGAUUUUGGGCUUGCUUCAGGCGGCCUUCUCGCUGAUCGGGUCGGAUGGUGCAACGCAUCUGGUCGACGAGAUCGACAGGCCGGCCAUCAAUGCGCCGCGAGCCAUGAUCUUGGCAGUGGCCAUCGGGGCUUCGUCGACGUUUAUCGUGCUCAUGGUGUUUCUGUUUGUGCUGCGCGACUUUGACGCGGUGAUCGAGUCGUCGGCGGGCGCGCUGUUGGAGAUCAUCUACCAGGCCGUCGGCAACAAGGCCGGUGCAGUUUGUCUGCUCAUCUUCCCCGUGUGCAGCAUGGCCUUCACCGCUACAGCGCUGCUGACCACCUCGUCGCGCAUGAGCCAGGCAUUUGCACGCGAUCGCGGCCUGCCGUUCUCCAACCUUCUGCAGCGCAUCUCGGCCACAAACGAGGUGCCCAUCCCAGCCCUCGUACUCACCACCGUCUGGGUCAUCGUCUUUGGAUGCAUCUAUCUCGGCUCCUCGUCGGCGCUCAACGCCAUCCUCAGCUCCAGCGUCGUGCUACUCCAAUUCUCAUACAUCGUUCCGAUUGUCCUACUGCUCAUUAGGGGUAGGAAGGUGUUGGAUACCGACAAUGCGGGUGCGGAAGGCAAACGACACUUUGACCUGGGCAGGUUGGGGUUGCCGAUCAAUGUGUUUGCCAUCGCAUUCGUGUUGUUUACCAACGUCUUCUUCCUCUUCCCGCCCGAACUGCCCACCACGUCCACCAACAUGAACUACACCAUUGUCGUCGUCGCCAUUGUCGCCAUCAUGAGCGGCGCGGCUUGGAUGGCGCAUGGCCGAAAGUGGUACAAGGGUCCGCUGGAUAUGGACGAGAUCCUGUUUAGGACGCGCGGAUUCGGCCGCUUUGACGCCGCCGAGCGGAAGCCCGAGACGGCGACGGUCUAG